CCCAACCAGACGUGCCUAAAGUUUAGUUUCCUUUUCCUCUUCUCCCCAUUUCUGUCCAACCAAACAGACUUUCUAUUUUAUUUUUAUUUUUUUGAACAGCUACCCCCUUCCACAUGAGGCUGCCUGCAAGCUGCAACACAUGAAAAAUAAGACAUUUAAGGAUUUUACUUUAUUAAUCUGUCAGUUCUAUAGUGGCAGUCAAACUGGUCAAAGCCUUGGAGCCUCCUCUUUCCCCUCAUCCAUGAUUCUCCAAACACCUCAAUUCUCAGAACCAUAAUCACACAAACAAGCAAUCUAUCUUCGAAUCCAGAACUAGGGUUUAUACAAAACCCUACCAAGCUUUUAUCCUCACAAAAAUGGCCACCUUCCUCUCAUACAGCCCUCACCUGGCCUUCUCCCCCUUCCCGGACCUUACCCGGAACCCGAACUCUCUCCUUCGCCGGACCCACUGUCCCCCUGGCUGCUUCCCCAACCUCACGCCGUCUCUUCGCGGCGGGAGCGCCGUCGCCAGGGUCGGGUUCAAGCCCGGUCUGUUUCCGGACCCGGAUUCUGCCGAGGCCAUAGCUCGGGAGCUCUUGGGCAGAGCUGAAAGCUUUCUUUUCACGGUUGCUGAUGCGGCCGUGUCGACUUCAGACGGCGUCACUGGCGCCACCAAACAGAACUCUGAUUGGCUUUCGGGAAUCAGUACUAGCAUGGAGAAUGUUCUUAAGGUUUUGAAAGACGGGCUCUCUGCUUUGCAUGUGCCCUAUGCUUACGGCUUUGCGAUUAUUCUCCUUACGGUUAUUGUUAAGGCUGCUACGUUUCCUUUAACCAAGAAACAGGUAGAAUCGGCAAUGGCUAUGCGAUCCUUACAACCUCAAAUAAAGGCUAUUCAACAGCGGUAUGCUGGGGAUCAGGAGCGAAUUCAAGUUGAAACUGCCCGUUUAUAUAAACUUGCUGGCAUAAAUCCACUUGCAGGAUGCUUCCCAACCCUCUUUACAAUACCAGUAUGGAUUGGCCUGUAUAGAGCACUUUCUAAUGUAGCUGAUGAGGGCCUCCUUACAGAAGGCUUCUUCUGGAUACCUUCCCUUUCUGGUCCAACUACAAUUGCUGCUCGACAAAGUGGCAGCAGCAUUUCUUGGCUUUUCCCUUUUGUAGAUGGUCAUCCCCCACUUGGAUGGUCAGAUACUUUGGCAUAUCUUGUCUUGCCUCUGUUGCUGAUUGCUUCACAGUACAUCUCAGUUCAACUCAUGCAGUCAUCACAGAGUGAUGAUCCGAACCUGAAAAACUCUCAAGCACUAACGAAAUUCCUGCCUUUGUUGAUUGGUUAUUUUGCUCUUUCUGUUCCUUCUGGUUUAAGCCUAUAUUGGUUCACAAAUAAUAUAUUGAGCACAGCACAGCAAGUAUGGCUUCAGAAGUUAGGCGGUGCCAAAAAUCCUGCAAAGCAGUUCAGCGAUGCUAUUGGCAAGGAAGAGCCAUCCCAGAUUCAGAAGACCCUGUUUGAAACAAACUCAAUGAAAGCAGUUGCCAAACAGGGAGAAAAGCUGACUCCAGAGGGACCACGCCCUGGUGAAAGAUUUAAACAGAUAAAGGAGCAAGAAGCAAGGAUAAGACGGCAAAGGGAAGAAGAAAAGAGGAGAGCUGAAGAGGCAUCUGCUGACAGAAUUCAAAUAACAAAUGAGGGACAUGAGAAAGAACCCAGCUUAGUUGAGAGGGAAAAUGGGGGAGUGACUAAGUUUGAUGAUGGUGGGAAUGAAAGAUUUCAGUCUGUGAAUCAUGAGUCUUUGAGUGGUGAGCAGCUAGUUGUGAAUGGGGGCCUAUCUUCUCAGGAGUCAAUGGAAGAUCAGAAAAAGCCAUUCCUUAAGAUAAAAACUGACGAAAUUUCUUCUGCUUACCGGGUUGAUGGCAGAGAUGGUCAGCAUUCCCAAGAAAACCUUGAACAGGACAAAGCUGUGGAAAUAUACACCACCCUAACUGGUACAGAUAAGAAGAAUUCUUCUGGUGAUGAGCCAAAGCCCAGACAGGAAGUGCACGCUGAGAAAGAGGAUUAGUUGCUCUAGCAACUAGUAUCACGAUUGUGACAAGAAGUCCACAUCCUCACUGCUACACUAACUCUUCUUUAGAGCAUCUGUGGUGCAUCGUAAACGAUCCUGUUCACUCUUCCUGCCCCAUGAGGUCCUGGGGCUGAUGGUCUGUAAAUUAGUUGCUGUCAGGGCUGAAAUUUGGCAAUAGUGAUCUUUUAGAGUCAAAUGCAACUGUAGGAAGAAUUGGUGUAGAAGAGGUAUGUAUCAAUGGGUCUCUCAUAAGCAACUGUAUUUUGUAUACGAACUGAAAAAAAAAAAAGCCAAUGAGCUGCUUGUUAAUGUUCCCCAGUUUUGGCUGAAGAAAAGAAUGCAAGAACAAGAAAAAUUCAAGAAACUGUGAGCUCAUAUGACAGGAAUUGGCACGGUUCACAUUUUAUACAGCUCUUGAUUUGUUUGGUUCCCA
Molecule: messenger RNA, 2466 nt
Organism: Malania oleifera
Lineage: Eukaryota; Viridiplantae; Streptophyta; Magnoliopsida; Santalales; Ximeniaceae
Product: ALBINO3-like protein 1, chloroplastic
Exons: 11
Coding region: 357-2030 (557 amino acids)
Biological process (GO): protein localization to chloroplast; thylakoid membrane organization; protein insertion into membrane
Cellular component (GO): chloroplast thylakoid membrane
Molecular function (GO): membrane insertase activity
Source: RefSeq, a predicted model, not a curated record